CGGGCCGUCGCCUCACCCGUCUGCAGCCACUCCCGGUCUCCGGCCUCAAGCUCGAGAGGACCAUGUGACUCUCCUGGGGCCAGUCACGUGACGCGCGGAUCCUGGGUGGGAGGGGUUGGCAGAGGGGUCCGGACUGGCAGUAAAGGAGGAAGAUGGCGGGGUGCAGGGGGUCCCUGUGCUGCUGCUGCCGGUGGUGUUGCUGCUGCGGUGAGCGUGAGACCCGCACCCCCGAGGAGCUGACCAUCCUUGGAGAAACGCAGGAGGAGGAUGAUGAGAUCCUUCCAAGGAAAGACUAUGAGAGUUUGGAUUAUGAUCGCUGUAUCAAUGACCCUUACCUGGAAGUUUUGGAGACCAUGGAUAAUAAGAAAGGCCGCAGGUAUGAGGCAGUGAAGUGGAUGGUGGUGUUUGGCAUUGGAGUCUGCACUGGGCUGGUGGGUCUCUUCGUGGACUUCUUCGUGCGCCUCUUCACCCAGCUCAAGUUUGGAGUGGUGCAGACAUCGGUGGAGGAGUGCAGCCAGAAAGGCUGCCUCGCCCUGUCACUCCUCGAACUUUUGGGUUUCAACUUGACCUUUGUCUUCUUCGCGAGCCUUCUGGUCCUCAUCGAGCCAGUGGCAGCAGGCUCUGGGAUCCCCGAGAUCAAAUGCUACCUGAAUGGGGUGAAGGUGCCCGGGAUCGUCCGUCUCCGGACCCUGCUCUGCAAAGUCUUUGGGGUGCUGUUCAGUGUGGCUGGAGGGCUCUUUGUGGGGAAGGAAGGCCCCAUGAUCCACAGUGGAGCCGUGGUGGGAGCUGGCCUCCCUCAGUUUCAGAGCAUCUCCUUACGGAAGAUCCAGUUUAACUUCCCCUAUUUCCGAAGUGACAGAGACAAGCGGGAUUUUGUAUCAGCCGGGGCGGCUGCCGGAGUCGCCGCAGCUUUCGGGGCUCCCAUUGGGGGCACCCUGUUCAGUCUGGAGGAGGGCUCGUCCUUCUGGAACCAAGGACUCACGUGGAAAGUGCUCUUUUGUUCCAUGUCUGCCACCUUCACCCUCAACUUCUUUCGUUCUGGGAUUCAGUUUGGAAGUUGGGGUUCCUUCCAGCUCCCUGGAUUGCUGAACUUCGGCGAGUUUAAGUGCUCUGACUCUGAUAAAAAAUGUCAUCUCUGGACAGCUAUGGAUUUGGGUUUCUUCGUCGUGAUGGGGGUCAUUGGGGGCCUCCUGGGAGCCACAUUCAACUGUCUGAACAAGAGGCUUGCAAAGUACCGUAUGCGAAACGUGCACCCGAAACCUAAGCUCGUCAGAGUCUUAGAGAGCCUCCUGGUGUCUCUGGUAACCACCGUGGUGGUGUUUGUGGCCUCGAUGGUGUUAGGAGAGUGCCGACAGAUAUCUUCUUCGAGUCAAAUCGGUAACGACUCGUCCCAGCUCCAGGCCACAUCAGAAGACGUGAAUUCAAGUAUCAAGACCUUUUUUUGUCCCAAUGAGACCUACAAUGACAUGGCCACACUCUUCUUCAAUCCCCAGGAGUCUGCCAUCCUUCAGCUUUUCCACCAGGAUGGUACUUUCAGCCCCAUCACUUUGGCCUUAUUCUUCGUCCUCUAUUUCUUGCUGGCAUGUUGGACUUAUGGCAUUUCUGUUCCAAGUGGCCUUUUUGUGCCUUCCCUUCUGUGUGGAGCUGCUUUUGGACGUUUGGUUGCCAAUGUCCUCAAAAGCUACAUUGGAUUAGGCCACAUCUACUCGGGGACCUUCGCCCUGAUUGGUGCCGCGGCUUUCUUGGGUGGCGUCGUCCGUAUGACCAUCAGUCUCACCGUCAUCCUGAUUGAGUCAACCAACGAGAUCACUUAUGGGCUUCCCAUUAUGAUCACCCUGAUGGUGGCCAAAUGGACAGGGGACUUUUUCAGUAAGGGCAUUUAUGAUAUCCACGUGGGCCUGCGAGGAGUGCCGCUCCUGGAGUGGGAGACAGAGGUGGAGAUGGACAAACUGAGAGCCAGCGACAUCAUGGAGCCCAACCUGACCUACGUCUACCCGCACACCCGCAUCCAGUCUCUGGUCAGCAUCCUGCGCACCACGGUCCACCACGCCUUCCCGGUGGUCACGGAGAACCGGGGCAAUGAGAAGGAGUUCAUGAAGGGCAACCAGCUCAUCAGCAACAACAUCAAAUUCAAGAAGUCCAGCAUCCUCACCCGAGCCGGCGAGCAGCGCAGACGGAGCCAGUCCAUGAAGUCCUACCCGUCGAGCGAACUGCGGAACAUGUGCGAUGAGCACGUCACCUCCGAGGACCCGGCCGAGAAGGAGGACCUCCUGCAGCAGAUGCUCGAGCGGAGAUACACUCCCUACCCCAACCUAUACCCUGACCAGUCCCCAAGUGAAGACUGGACCAUGGAGGAGCGCUUCCGCCCUCUGACCUUCCACGGCCUCAUCCUUCGGUCGCAGCUGGUCACGCUGCUCGUCCGAGGAGUUUGUUAUUCUGAAAGUCAGUCGAGUGCCAGUCAGCCACGCCUCUCCUACGCCGAGAUGGCCGAGGAUUACCCGCGGUACCCUGACAUCCACGACCUGGACCUGACGCUGCUGAACCCGCGGAUGAUUGUGGAUGUCACGCCAUAUAUGAACCCUUCGCCCUUCACCGUUUCACCGAACACCCACGUCUCCCAGGUGUUUAACCUGUUCAGAACGAUGGGCCUGCGGCACCUGCCUGUGGUCAACGCGGUGGGAGAGAUCGUUGGGAUCAUCACACGACACAACCUGACCUACGAGUUUCUGCAGGCCCGGCUGCGGCAGCACUACCAGACCAUCUGACGCCUCGGCUCAGCCUCGCUGCCGCGGGCCAGCCCUCCCUCUCCCAGAGCUGCCUGGGGAGGCAGCUCGCUUAUGGUCCACCGCCACAGCUGGCGGGGCUGUCCCAGGGCACGGAAGCUUCCCAGUCACCCCUUCUCUCAGAAAGCCUACAAUCAUCACACACUUUGCCAGUCAGAGAUCCUGGGGAUGGUACUGAGCCAUCAGAGCUUGGACUGGUCUGAAUGUCCCAGCAAGUGUCUUCCUUGUUCCUGCUCCCUGCAUUCCUGCUGUCAGUGUGGCACAGGCCCCCAGGGCCCCUACCCUGCUAGCGCCAGGACCAGAGGGGGAAGGCAGGCCUCGCCCACCAGGGGGACACCCAGAGCAGGUUUCCUGCCACCUCUUUGCUGCUUUCCUAGGGAGCCCAGCUAUUGCCUUAAACCGUUCCGGGAGGGGCUUUGGCCAAGGCAGACACUGGGGGGAGGCCAGGUGCAAAGUGAAGCGACUCACUGAGGUUAGGAAUUGGGCACCGGGAAAGUGGCCCAUGUGUCCGGGGGGCCUUCUGUCCUGCGUCUCAACUCGGCGUCUCCACCAGUUCACUUUAGGGGGCGUUCUGCCUCCUGGGUGGGAGCUGGCGCUGUGGUCUCCCUGCUGUGGUUUGAAUCUCCUUAUAAUCACCGCCCUCCAGAAGCACAAAGCACUGAAAUCCCGCUAGUCAUCUCUGAAGGGUAAACCUGACCGUGGUCGGAUUUGCGUCUGCCCUCCUUUAGCGUUUCAGCUUUCUCUGCUUCCCUCGUUGCUCAUGGUCUCCGGACACGUUUCCCCUCCUCGGCCCCUGGUCCUUUUCAUCUCCGUGAAUGACAAAUUUUCCUGAAGUUUUUGCCUCCCUCUUCUUGGUGAAGCAGCCGCAGGCCAGAGGAGCUCAGGGUCACCCCCCAAGUUAACUAGAAGCAGGGCGCCCCCAGGUAGAACUGCUCCGCUUCACUCCGGGGGUGGUGCAGUUAUCUCUAAGGUGGGAAGGAGGGAGUCCUGAGCCCAGGACCCCUGACUGCUGCGUGAUGGGUCCUGAGGAGCCGGUGUUGGGACAGAGCAGAGGGUCGCUUGAGGAAGAGGCGUCUGCCCUUCACAAGCGUCCCUCGCUCCCCUGCUGCUCGUCCCCUCGUCCCCUCGUCCCCAGCCUGCCGAGAGCUCAGAGGUGGAAACUUCAGGAGGGUCUGCGGUGCUGCCAGGGGCUGGGGGCGGGGGCGCCUGCCACACACGCCCUGAGCUUUCCUCAUUAAGCCUAGGAGCUCCGUCCGUCUGUGGUGACUGAGUUUCUCCCCGGCUGCUCGGUCGUCUCUCUGAACAGCACCCGGGUGAACAUUCAGGUGUCAGACACAGGCACUGACGUUCCUUUCACUUCUGUGCUCUCUGCUUUGUCAGCACCUUAGGCUGUCACACAGCCCUGGGGCGGAUGUGCUUUGGGACUCAGGAUGGCAUUCAUUUGCAGUUAGUGGGUGGUUUUAAUCAUGGGAGUCUCCUGAGGGCCUCGGUGCCUGGCCCUGGCUACACUGUUCUCCCCACUGCAGCCUCGCACCGACUUCCGUCGCCAAGACUGCCUUUCAGCCUGGGGGUCAGUCCCGGGGUUGCCAGCUCCCGUCCUGUGCUCAGCACACUCUGUUCCUCUUAAGUGAGGGGCUGCUUCAGGGUCUUUUCCAGCCAACUGCCGCCCCUUCUGUUCUCCCCGUUUUCUUAUCUCUCUGACUAAAAGUACUUUGACUUCUAAAUUUUUCAGCCUCCCUGGAUGUACUUGACUUGUGAAAUGUGGAUGAAAUGCCCAGUAAAUAGUUCAGGAAAUCUCAAGGACCAAAAGACAAGCCCUUGUAAACGUGAUUGCCUUCAGCCGGCUGCCGCUUUGUUGUAAGGCAGCGUUUAGAGCUUGGCUGCACUGUUUCCUCCUUUGCUGAGGAGGAAAGCAGUUGCCCAACUUAGGAGGCCAGCGUGACUGCCGUCACAGACACCGCGUCCCCUCUCCCCUCCCUCACUGAAGCCGGCAGAACAAAUGUCCUGCGGGAGGGCCUCUGGCCUCCAGGGGUCUGGGUCACUGGCCACUCGCCCCGCACGGGGCAGCUGAGUGCCGUUGGGGUUUACCCCUCGUGCGCAUUGUGUUGUGUUGCGUUUAAGUCACCAGAUAUUUUGUCCCCAUCCGUGUAACUCAGAGACAGAUGGUAGAAUCCAAACACUUCCCUCCCCCUGAACUGACUGAUGGCCGCAAGAAGGACCCACAGCCAGGCCCCCUGGAAGGGCCCGUUGUUUCCUGUUCUACUCUGUUGGCGUCUGCCCUUCCAGAUAAGCCCAAAGACAAGCACUGCUCCACUUGUAACAGAAUAAACUGUAAGCCUCGCUCCUUUGGUUUCGGAUGGUUAGAAACCCGCAUUUUCAACAUCGCACCUAUUAUUGACCCUAUCGCUUCCCGGUGAUACGGCACCUGGACAAACAAAAGCCCACGGAGGGGCUUGGAGUGGGUUAGAGGCGGUGUUCUGUGUCUCGUCUCCAGCUUGGCGGUUCAUGGGUGGGGGGCGAGAGUCCCUCUCGACUGCGGACCUUUGCUCUCUGGGGGAUGAUUUGCUCGUGACCUUGUUUAACUAAUGGUUCCUAGCGGGACUGGACACUUGCUUGCUUGACCCAGCCGACAAUAGGACAUUUGUGAUGCAAAAUUGCGCACUGACACGGCCCUCGGAGAGAGGAGAGCCCCGGGCGGCCGGAAGUGCCCUGGUGGCCUGCAGUAUUGAUGUGCAGUGUUACCCCGCGGCUCGUGGACCUCGGUCAUUUCCACAGUAGCAACUUCCUUUUUUCCAUUUGCACUGUUUGUUUAUACAGUAAUGUUAGCUAAUUCCACUGUGUAUAUAAAUUGUAUUUUUUUUAAUUUGUAAAAUUCUAUUUUUAUUUGAGCUUUUGAAACUUGGAAGUUCUUGUUGUAACCGUAACACGUCAGAAUAAAAUGUCCUCAUCUGUC
Messenger RNA from Equus quagga, 5736 nucleotides. RefSeq names its product chloride voltage-gated channel 6 (gene CLCN6). Gene Ontology annotation, molecular function: voltage-gated chloride channel activity. The record is from RefSeq and is a predicted model, not a curated record. Gene Ontology annotation, biological process: transmembrane transport; chloride transport. The transcript has 23 exons. The coding region runs from base 153 to 2765 and encodes 870 amino acids. Gene Ontology annotation, cellular component: intracellular membrane-bounded organelle; lysosomal membrane. NCBI's taxonomy places the organism in Eukaryota, Metazoa, Chordata, Mammalia, Perissodactyla, Equidae.